AAUAAAGCCACAGGCAUCUGUUAGUGUGAAGAUACAUUGAUAUUAACGAGACAUUUAGAAUUUAUUUUUAUAUUAUAUUUUUUUUUUAUUUAUAUGGUGAUGUUUUCCAGUUUUUUUGCGUGCGUAAAAAUGUCCAGAUCGACUGUCUUUUGAAAAACAAUAAAAAACGAAGAAUAUAGCUACACCAAGGUAAACCGGCAAAUAUUUUACUAUCUAUAAGAGUUUUUAAUAUGUACCAUAGGGUGUAUAGCCUAGAUACAUCGCAAUGUAUAUCUAGAUGAUGAAAUCAGGAGGAAGCUAUUUUCUGAAAAUGGCAGAGAUGGAUUUAAAAACAGCAACAUCAACGAUGGAAGCAUUGGUUCGUAUCAGUUCUAACAUGAAGAGCCUGGAGCAUGAGCUGCAUUGCACUGUGUGUAAGGACAUUGUUAAACAGCCUGUCGUCCUGCCAUGCCAGCACAGCGUCUGCCUCAUGUGUGCCUCGGAGGUCUUAGUGGCAAACGGCUACCCGCCUCCAGAUCUUCCCCCAGAGCCAAACUCCCCAGCUUCCACACCCAACACCCGCUCACCCCGUCAGGCCCGAAGGACACCUAAAGCUGAGCAGCGACCUAUUGACCGCGUGCUGCGGGCAGGUCCCCACCCGCCUUCACCAUCCAUGCCCCGGUCUCCAGGAUAUGGGACGUAUCCAGGGCGACGCCGUAAGGAGGGCCCACCUGUGGUGAUGAUGUUCCCCUGUAUCCCCUGCGGCCGAGAUGUGGAGCUGGGAGAGAGGGGCCUUGCAGACUGCCUGCGCAACCUCACCUUGGAGCGUAUAGUCGAGAGGUACAGACACACAGUGAGUCUGGGCAGUGUGGCUGUGAUGUGUCAGUUUUGUAAGCCUCCUCAAGCUCUGGAGGCCACCAAGGGCUGCGCUGACUGCAGGACCAAUUUCUGUAAUGAGUGUUUCAAGCUGUAUCACCCGUGGGGGACGCCACGGGCACAACAUGAACAUAUCCAGCCUACGCUCAACUUCAGACCAAAGGUUCUGACCUGUCCGGAGCAUGACCAGGAGAAACUACAGUUCUAUUGUAGGUCCUGUCAGCGGCUGCUUUGUCCUCUCUGCAAACUGCGACGCAUACACACCGGUCACAAAAUCCUGCCAGUGGCCCACGCAUACCAAGCCCUGAAGGAGAAGAUUACGAAGGAGAUGAACCACAUUUUGUCCAACCAGGACACAGUUCUGGGCCAGAUUACCCAGCUGGAGAGUUCCAUCACUCAGACUGAGGUAAACGGUGUGUCAGCCAGAGAGCAGCUGGCUCAGAGCAUCAGGGAUCUGACGGCUGCUCUGGCCGAGCGCCACGCUUCGCUCACCCAGGCUCUGGAAGAGGCACGGAAGAAGCGAGGCGAGGCGUUGGCUGCUCAAGUGGCGGAGAGACGGGGCUUGAUGGAACACGCAGGGCUCAUGGCGUUUACGCAAGAGCUGUUGAAAGAAACAGACCAGCCCUGCUUUGUGCAGGCUGCUCGCCAGACUCAUAACAGGUUCAGCAAAGCAAUUGAGAAUCUUCAGCAUUUCACUCUGGCUGCUGAUCCAUCCUUCAGACACUUCCAGCUGGAUGUCUCCAAAGAACUCAAACUCCUGACAGAGUUGAACUUCAUCCAGGCUCCACUGGCUCCAGUGAUUGAUACCCAGCGUACCCUGGCCUAUGACCAGCUCUUCCUAUGCUGGCGACUGCCCCAAGACUCUGCACCCGCCUGGCACUUCUCCGUCGAGUAUCGCCGUCGGGGUGUGGUACCGGGAGGAGCGGGUCGAGGCGGGAUCAGAGGAGGACUGUCGGCCGCCCGCUGGGGCUGGCAGCGAUUGGAUGAAGUGAGUGGGACCAGCGCUGUGAUUGACAGGUUGGAGAUGGACAGCGUGUAUGUGCUACGGGUUAGAGGCUGCAACAAGGCGGGCUACGGGGAGUACAGCGAGGAGGUGUACCUGCACACCCCACCAGCACCAGGUGAGAGUGCACACAGAACUUUUGGGUCGUCCUCAUUAACAGGUAAACAGAGAGAUUUUGAUUUUGCCACAGGGAAACUGCACCCAAUUGGUAAUACUGUGGAAUUUGAGGGCGAUAUAACAAAGUUAGGGAGCAGAUCUUUAAAAAAAAAAAAGUGAUCAACUAAGAUUGUAGAGUUCCUGAGGUUUACGAGGCCGGUGAUCACAAAAAUGCACAAUCAUUGCACCCCAACAGAAAUCCCCUCAUCAAAACAUUCUCAAUCUGGAGGCAAACCAUGGUGGAUGAGGUAACUCAUAAUAAGUAAUUGUCAGUCACAGUCCAACAGUUAACAUCACAGUACAAUUGGACAUCUGAGGAAUCAAAUAAUUUUUGUCUGCAUGGGUUGAAACAGUUGACAAUCCCAGAGCGUGCCUCUCCUGUCCACAUUAUAUGGCUAAAUGCAUUUAAAACAGACUGUCGAUGACUGUAAAAAGGUUGUCAAAGUUGGUCUGUAAAAUGCAAUGGAUGAAUACAAUAAUCACUUUUACAGUUUGAAUUCUUCCAAAUAGGUUUGGCAAACCUGUGGGUAUUAUUUAAAACAUGUAUGCUUGUUUCUCGCCUCCUUCUUUCUUUUUAGCAUUGUCAGUGCAUUCCCAGAUCUCAGCAAUUCAAUUUGUGAUUACAAUCUUAUUUCUACUAAGAGGAAAGAUGGCCAAAACUGUGAAAAUAAGACCUAGCAGUAAACUGGGAUUAUACUUUAGCUUGCUCUGUGCUGAAGAAGAGGAAGUCAGAAGGAUCACUGCCCACCUGCAUAAAGUGUACCGAAUGUGUCUCUUUUAUGCAUUUAUUUUAUCUUAUCUUUCACCCAACUAUGCAAGUCUGCCUUAAUGACUUAACGCCAUUUAAACCAGUGACAAGUGUAUGACAACUACAAAAAAAAAAUCUCAUUAUAUCUACACAGCAAGCUGUAGUCGCUGUCACCCAGGAGCCAUUCAUCUCUUCACACCUACUAUUAUUUAAAAAAGCAUAUGGGAUGGUUACCAUGAUGAGCAGUUAAUAAUGCAUUCUCUUUCUUAUCUGCCCAUUCCCAUCUUCUCCAAUUUUUCUCCACCACUUUUAUCACAUCCUCACUUUCUUACUUCAUCUUUCUCUCAUGUAUUAUUUCCAUUUCACAGCUUUGUACUUGUCAUCUCCUUCUGCGCUCCUUCCAUGCUGCCAACCUACAUGCCUCCUACGAAACGUAAGAAGUGCAUUCAUAUCUCUUGACCACCCCUCUGUACCCCCAUACUCAUCUCCUCUUUCUCUUUGUGGUCAUCCCAUGCAUCCUCUGUUCUUCCACCCCCAUCUAGACAUCCACUCUCCCCUCUGCCUCCCACUCUACCUCCUAAAACGAGAUCUGUC
This is a messenger RNA of Sander lucioperca (pikeperch), 3356 nucleotides long. It is a transcript of the gene trim46b, whose product is annotated as tripartite motif containing 46b. The record is from RefSeq and is a predicted model, not a curated record. Lineage: Eukaryota; Metazoa; Chordata; Actinopteri; Perciformes; Percidae. The transcript has 10 exons. Gene Ontology annotation, molecular function: protein binding; zinc ion binding. Bases 278 to 2134 code for a protein of 618 amino acids.